AUGAAGCCAAAUGAUUCAAGCAUUUUGCCUCCUACCACACAAUCACAGCAACCUAAUGAACGGCAAAGACACGAACGAACGUCCCCGUCUCAAUGGCCGAUCGAUAUACCAAAUCAUCUCGAUCUUCGCGGAGAGUCAUGCUCUCCCAGAGAUAGUAACGGAGAUGCGCCCUCCUCUUUGUCAGAGGUUCAGAUAUUCGAUUUUAGGCCCUAUUCCUCUCCAAAAGCCUUCAAUGACGGAUUUUCUCUUCGUUUACGACCGGAGACCGAAUAUUACCUAUUCGAUCUCUACUUCGACCAUUUCAACACGGCAUUCCCUCUCUUUGACCAAUCGCAGCCGAGGCAAAAGGUGGAUUCACCAUCGUUGUCUCCACGACUGAAAUUGGCAAUGUUCACCAUCUCAUCUCGAUUUGCCAAGCAACCUUUCGCAGACAGGAUUCCGUCGCCGACAGAGUUUGCCAGUGCUGCCGAAGCUCUUGGAUCUCAGAAAUGUUUUAGUACCGACGAAAUCAAGAGUUCGUUCCUUCUUUGUGUCCAUCAUCUCUCAGAAUCUCUAAAUUGGCACUCAUGGACCGAGUGUGGAAAACUAACGCGUAUGGCUCACCUUUGGAGCUCCGAAUACAUCGUACACCAGGCAUCAAAUACCUCAGGCAAGAAAAAGUCCGACCUCGAAGAGUAUCGGAGUAUCUGGUGGUCCAUUGUGUGUUUAGAUACCUGUUGCAACUCCCUUGCAUCAAUCCCGCACGGCUUGGCUUGUGGUGUGCAGAAUAUCCCGCUUCCAGAGUUCCCGGAGACCUCGAGUACAGUGAUGCAACAGACUGCGGAGAGCGAUGAUGACCAAUAUCUAGACUUUGGGGAGACCAGUUACUGGGAACUAAUGACAAAAGUCUUCAAGCGUCCAUUCACUCGGAGCCGACACCUUUAUUAUGCGACUUGUGGGUUAAUGGCUGCUGUUACCGACUAUCGAUUUGGACUUUCACGACGCCGAUCAAGAGCAUCAAAGGCCCGGUUACGAGAACUGCAGAAUGACAUAGCGUCUGCCAAAAUGGCUCUUCCGACCAUGUACUUCAAUCCGACAAGGUGCUACCAUUUCCAGGAAACGGAACGAGAACACCACAAUCGCCUAGAUGUGCUGCUACUCGUGGGCUGUGCUGAUCUCCUCCUUUCUAUCGCCGCGGCCCAAUCCUUGGAGCUCGAUGAAAAUGGCCCUAAAGAAUCAGCUCGGGAAGAACGCUGGCAAUCGAUUCUGGCAAAAGCAUACGAUAUUGUACCAAUAAUUCAAAGCUGGAGCCCUCAGUAUUUCGAGCAGAUGGACCCGAUGUGCGCCUAUAUCGUGUUUUUGAGCUCUUCAGUUCUGACUCUGGAGAUUGGGCUCACGCAGUCCUCAAAAGCCUCUGAUCCGGUCAUUGUCAGUGACAUUAAACUCUUGUUGCUGUUUCUUCGCCAGAUUGGCCAGUAUUGGCCAGUAGGAUGUCGCCUCGAAAGUACAGUGUCGGAAUUGUAUAGGAACUCAUGCAGCGGCAUCACGUAUCAAGAAGCCUUGAAAUUUCUUUGGAACUUCACCGCUUUACAAGGUCGAAUGGAUGCGACGAAGGUUCCACCAGCUCAUCAAGGAAACAAUAUCGAUCAAUCCGCUGGCAACGAUCGGCCAGGACAGAUCGAACUUCCGGAUCAGCAAAUUGAUAUGGACGGAAUGGACUGGCUCGAUGAUCCCCUUGUCAUUUCCUUCGGAAAGGACACGAAUGAUACCGAAGUUUCAACAUUCGAAGCUCCGUAUUGCGAAAGAAGUUUCCAGAGUCUGGAGCAUUUGAUGGGUAUUUAA
Molecule: messenger RNA, 1821 nt
Organism: Rhinocladiella mackenziei CBS 650.93
Lineage: Eukaryota; Fungi; Ascomycota; Eurotiomycetes; Chaetothyriales; Herpotrichiellaceae
Exons: 6
Coding region: 1-1821 (606 amino acids)
Biological process (GO): DNA-templated transcription
Cellular component (GO): nucleus
Molecular function (GO): DNA binding; zinc ion binding
Source: RefSeq, a predicted model, not a curated record